CACAUGGGCACAGGAAAUGACAUCCCAGAUGCACUAGAAUGUCUGAUCUCUAGUUAUUAAUGGUAUUUAGAUUUGAUAAGAAGACAAAUUAACCUGACAUCUGCAAAAUAGGAUGAUAGCUGGAAGAAGCAUUGGUAAGCUAUCUGAAUGGCAAUAUGUCCUGCAAAAUACAAAUUAAUUGUGAAUUUGAAAAUAUUUAGCUUAUGUGUUAACAACCAGCAGAAAUUUAGUUUGUUUAAAGUGCAUUUUUCCUGUCCCAAUGUUGUAUAUUUUAAUUCAUGAAAGCACAUUUUUUGUUUGUUUUUUCUGUAUACGUGUGCCUGCAUGUGCUCUUGUGUGCUUAUAUGUGCACCUGUGUGUGCGUAUGUGUGUGCUUAUAUGCGUACCUGUGUGCUUAUGCGUGUGCUCGUGUGUGAGUACAUGCGUACCUGUGUGUGUUUAUGUAUGUGCUCAUGUGUGUGUGUAUAUGCGUACCUGUGUGUGCUUAUGCAUGUGCUCGUGUGUGAGUACAUGCGUACCUGUGUGUGCUUAUGCAUGUGCUCAUGUGUGUGUAUGUAUAUGCGUACCUGUGUGUGCGCACGCGUCUGCGUGCAUGUGUACGUGUGCCUGCAUGUGCUCAUGUGUGUGUGUAUAUGCAUACCUGUGUGUGCUUAUGCAUGUGCUCAUGUGUGUAUGUAUAUGCGUACCUGUGUGUGCUUAUGCAUGUGCUCAUGUGUGUAUGUAUAUGCGUACCUGUGUGUGCUUAUGCAUGUGCUCAUGUGUGUGUGUAUAUGCGUGUGCUUAUGCAUGUGCUCGUGUGUGUGUAUAUGCGUACCUGUGUGUGCUUAUGCAUGUGCUCGUGUGUGUAUGUAUAUACGUACAUGUGUGUGCGCACGCGCCUGCGUGCGUGUGUACGUGCGCACGCGUGUGUGCCAGGCACGGCAGGUUCAAGCGCUCCAACAGCGUGACGACGGCGGUGCAGGCCGACAUGGAGCUGGAGGGCUUCCCCACCACGGAGGACAAGGGCCUGCAGUUCGGCGGCUCCUUCCAGCGCCACUCCGAGCCCAGCACGCCCACGCAGUACGGCGCCGUCCGCACCGUCCGCACGCAGGGCCUCUUCAGCUACCGCGAGGACUACCGCGUCUCCAGCGGCCCGCCCAGCCCGCAGCCCGAGCCCUGGCUGGUGGAGCCGUCCCACGAGGCGGCCGAGACCGGCCGCGUCUCCCCCCUCCGCCGCGACGGCAGCUGGUUCAUGCAGCUGCUCCACAACGAGACCAAGAGGAUGGAGGGCUGGUGCAAGGAGAUGGAGAGGGAGGCGGAGGAGCACGACCUGUCGGAGGAGAUCCUAGGGAAAAUCCGGAGCGCGGUGGGCAGCGCUCAGCUCCUCAUGUCACAGAAAUUCCAGCAGUUCUACUGGCUGUGUCAGCAGAACCUGGACCCCAGUGCUAUGCCCAGGCCCACCUCUCAGGAUCUGGCUGGAUUCUGGGACCUGCUGCAGCUGUCCAUUGACGACGUGACCGCCAAGUUUGAUGAGCUGCAGCAGAUCAAGAGCAACGACUGGAGGCCCGUGGAGAGUCCGGAGAAGAAGGAGAGGAAGUGGCCGCCUCCUGUACCAAAGAGGCCCCCUAGAGGCCGGGGCGGAGUGAUGCGGGAGCGAUCUCUGGACCUCCAGGACCGGCAGCGGCAGGAGGCCCGGCGGCGGCUAAUGGCGGCCAAGCGGGCGGCCUCCUUCCGACAGAACUCAGCGACGGAGAGGGCGGACAGCAUCGAGAUAUACAUCCCCGAGGCGCAGACCCGGCUUUGAGAGCAAGGGUGCCCGGCCACCCCGUCCUAACCCUCUCCUCAAGCCCUCCUCUGACAUCACUCUUAUUCUCCUUUCUUUGUGCGCUACUUUUGUGUUCAUUCGACUCCAGCACAGUGAGGCUAAUUUAACCCCCCCCCCUGGUUCCCGGAUAAUAUACAAACCCCCCCCCCCCCCACCCCUUCCCCUUUAUUUCUCUCAUUAAACUGACCCAUUCAGAAUAUAUAUCAAGUCAAUACAGAAAAGCAUUAUCCUCACCUAGGAAGCAAAUGUGAAUUUUACGAGGAAGGCCUGCUGGUGGUGAGCUGAUUUCAGGCCAUGGAAGUUCUAAAACGAUCCCCGAGGCUUUUAGAUCGGCCAUUUUAAAAAAGAACCCCCCCCCCCGAGGGGAGUUUUUUGUUUCGGAGGUGAUCACAAAGUGCAACUUUUCUCGAGAAUUUCACCAGCAACAGUGGCCUCAGACAACAACAAAAAAACGCGCGGGGGGGACUCGCGCUCCGUCCGAGGUCCGAGCGGUUGCACAGAGGGGAUUCCGCCGCCUCCGGGUUUUGAAAUCAGUUCCGUUUCCGCGGACGCAUUCAGGUUUUUUCCGGCCUCGGGCUCCACACACACAGAGCUCCCGAACCGAAAAAGAGUCUUGCACAACUCGAGUAACCCUUUCAAUCAGAACCAGUGCUGAACAAAAAAAAAAGAAAUAAAAAAAAAUACCUCAAGCGUGCGCGUCACGGUGCGCCGGGAAGGUCGGGGUUCGGGGCGUCGGCUUCGGGGCGACCUCGGCAACGGCCGCCGCCUCGAGUUGUUGUGGAAACGUGCUAGCGGCCGUCCGCGGCUCCGCGGCUGAGAGGCGAGAUGCGAGAAAAGACUGAGUAAAUGUGCCAACAAUUUAGAACAACCAACGUCUCUCCCCAUUCUCAGUGUUUCGCGGUGAAGUAUUUAUUAUAUUCUUUCCAUAGUUUUAGGCGUCGGUCCAUUGCCGUGAGAAAAGCCUAUGUUUUGAGAAAACACGGAUCAUGUGGGCAUGGACGCAAGGUAACUCGGUUCUGGAAAAAAAAAAAAAUGUAUAAUUUAUAGUAUGUAGAAUAAUGCAUUUUUGCACCUCAAAUAAUAUUCCUGUUUGUAUUUCCAAGGGAAAUGUAAGCAAUGAAGCUCACUUACUAUUGUUGCAAUUGAAUUGCAAGAGUAAACAGGAAGGUUUUUAUUUGGUCAUGGAUUUUUACCUCACGCUGCCAAAUGCCAGCCCCCAUGACAGUCGUUAACAUUACAAUGUCUAAUAUGAUGUAAAAAAAAACAAAAAAACACUUGAAUCGCCGCUCUCAGUUUAACAGAACCCUCCUCAAGGUCACGUUCGGCAUCGCGCUUUCUUCUGAACUGUUGAGCGUCCUCCUUUCCAGUUCAGACCCUUCAAGCCAACAAUAAACCAAACCCACUUUCAGUAAAGGACACAGUAAUUCCCAGCUCAGUUUGGAAGACUGUUGGUGCAAACUUGAAAAUGAGAUCUUCAGUCUGACCAGUACGCCACAGGUGCAUAAGGAUAGACAUUGGAAAAAAAAGUGAACGACGGUUUCAGUACUUCCAGGAAAUGAACAUUGUGAAUGUCGAGAGUGGAUUAUGUGAAGUCAUGUAGCACAUGGCUGUUGGAUGGCGAAGAUGUGCGCAAAGAAAAUUAGUGGGCUCCCUAAAAAGAUGUUUCCAUGUUUACUGACCGUAGUGAGUAGGAUUGCCCCAGUUUUUGAAUUUUGGUUGUGUUUGCGAUUCAGGGUUGUGGUUGUAUAAAUUAAGAGCACCAGGUGAGUGCGAUCAGUGAUUGGGCCACAGUCCUCAUGUCACCACUCCCCCUUUCCAGGCAAAGGGGUACAGAAGGCCCUGCUCUGGAGCCUGGGAAACCCUAUGCUGAGCAGCAUAGGCUACCGUCCCACACAACAAUCUCCUGACCAGUCUGGGAUCCAGCCCCAUCCGUGUCCCUCUGAGCAGUUUUGUAAUCGAAUCCCGCCAUUCCGCUGAGGAGCAUUUGAUUCAAUCCCACGUGGUCCACUAAGUGGUCUGAGAUCCAAUCCCACAUUACGCUGAAAAAAUCCAUGAUCCAGUCCUUCAUUACAACAUGCAGUCCUUGAUCCAGUCCCUCAUACUGCACAGUACAGUAUGGGAUCCAAUCCCACAGUACACUGACAAGUCUGAUCAAGUCACCAGAUCAAACACGCUGGUGUGAACAGACUCUUAAUGUGCACAGCUAAUAUCACAGGAGUUUUAUAAAGACAUUCCACACAUACAAUACUUUGAAGUAAAAAAAGUAUUUACAAUUUUCCAGUGUUAUAUAACUCUGGGUCAUGACUUGUAUAGGUGCAAACAACAUUUUUAAGCUAUUCAAUUAUAAAUUAUAAAUGGUGCUGCUAUUAGGAUCUUAUCCUUGAACUAGUCUGAGGCAUACAAUAGCCUGAGCCACACAUUCACUUUUUAAGGGUAUCUCAACGCAUCUCUAAUUAAAUUUGUUAGGAAAUCAAAUUUAGAUAAUUAUGUUCAACUUUGUAAAGGUGCAGCUGAUCAUUUUGACAAAGUUCACUUUUUUAACUCGCAGGGAGGAAGCGCGGAAUAGGCGAAUAUUAUUUAGCGAUGGCCGCGGUCUUUUGGCAAUGCUGACAGCUUUACAAGCCUCCCCAUCUAUCCGUCAUGGCAACAGUUGUCAGGGAGACAGCGGGGUCACCGGGGGCAUGUCCUGCGGUGGCCCUCUCAGGGUUUGUCCAGCGGCUCAGAUGAACCCCCUGUCGUGUUCCUGGCUCCCUUGCCUGAUAACAAAAGGGGUCACGCCGGCAGUGUGGGUGAAUAGGCAUAGAGAAAGAAAUAUCAGCCCUCAUAUUUUUCAUGUGUCUUUAUCAUACCUUUUUUUAGCCUUCAAAAAUCAUGUAAUCAAAUCAUAUAAUCGAAAGAUCAGCACUUAUUUGUAAAUGGAGAUUUUAAUGAAAUAUGUUUUGCUAAGGUGUCGUAUAUAUAUAUAUAUAUAUAUAUAUAUAUAUAUAUAUAAAGGUGGACAAAUGUUGAAUUUAGUUGAAAAGUGUGCGGUGAAGGGGUAGUACUCGGGGAGUAGCUUUGUCUGAAUGGUGUGUUGUGGCAGGUUGGGACUAUCAGAGGUGGCUGGGCUGUUUUAAUCAGUCAGUUAAUUAGGUCAACAGGGUUCGGUUUGUGCCGAUUCACAUUGGUAUAAAGAGGCUGCAAUUGAGGCUUGAUGAAUCGUAGGCCAUCUGGAAUGUUGUAACUAUGCUGGGAAAACGUUUCUCUCAUGUUCUCAAAAUGUUGGUGUGAUACAGUUAUCACAUUGCUGCAGUUAUAAUAGCAGUGCUGUGAGGAUAUUUGAGGGCUGGCCUCUAUAGGGCACUGAUUAGGUUAAGGGGGGUGGUCUGCUGUCGUGUGCAUUGCAACAUUUGGCUAUUAAUUUCAUAAUCUGUUGAGACAAAGAAAUGUAUUUUAUGGAGGAAAGACAACCUCUCAGAAAAGACAUUACUGCUUAUUAACAUUUACCAUACCGGACAGCCUUAAAAAUCAUUUGCAUAUUAAGUGAAAUGUUUAUGAAUGUAUAGCCCCUAGUGUUGCAAAAAAAAUGUGAAAGGAACUAAUAAUGAAAGCUGUAAGUAAUGACUUGGACUAGCCCUGACAUACAGUUAAAAUGUGCAGAGUAACCGUGCCAACGCCACAAUUUGCAAAUAUUUAUUUGAACAGGGAGUAUAAUGUGAAGUCAGGGGGCCAUUCCGAGACUAGCGACACAGCUCUUAAAGUAUCCGAGGGAGCAUUCUUUGCUUGCUUUGUACGAAAGACGGAUGUAAAAGCGCACCAGUCAGUUAACACCUCCGAGCGGUUUGAGACAUGGCACUAAUGCUUAAAAUCAGAUGUGCUCACGGACUGGGAGAGACGGUAGGAUUUCACCGUGGUGAACGCGUCCACGCUUGACGUUCAAUCGCAGCAGUUGAAGUAGUUUGCCAAACUAAUCUCUUCUGAGCUAUGGCUCUGAGACAAACGAGUCCACUUUAUAUUUAGCCUAUCGUGUUAUGUUUGGUUUCGUUGUAUUUCUCAGACAGUUGUUCUUACCUGGACGUCGUCAGCGUACUGUUUGCCGCACAUAUUGUGCCAUGCUUUUUCUGCUGUUGUAGCCUAUGGAAAGUUUUCAUGAAGACUGUCUGACAGCACGCAUUUCAACAGGAACAGAUAGGUUGCUAGAGUUCGGCGCUUUCUGCCUGUGACAUACAGUACUGGAGCCAAUGCGAAUGUGUCCAGUGACGAUGCGAGUGAUUUUUCGGUUUGGAUUCAAAUCCAUCAAUUCAUCUUCCAUUGACAAGUCCUCACUUUGUUGCCAUCGGCUUUUCUGUUUUACAUUUUCAGAAGCAAAGCCUCUUAUUCGAAACACAAAUCCCUUACGAGAAAGUAAUAUAUUGUAGACUGUAUUUUCAUGUCUUACUUUGUCAAAAUGUUCUCAUGUGUGUAAUUGUAUGGGUAAUUGUAAUAGUGCAAUACGUUUCACAAAAUACGCUUAAAGUUACAUGGAAAUGCAAUUAUGUUAUAUAAUUCAUAAUAUGCAUCACAUUGCAUAUUUUGUGAAACAUCAUUUGGUAUAUAUAUAAAAUCAAUGUUUUAAUUUAAUUUAUUUAUGUAUUUAUUUGUUUAAUAUUUUCAAACAUAUUCAUAUAUUACUUUUCUUAAGGGAUAACUAUGCAGUGCAUUCCUAAUUUUUGAGAAGUGGUUAGGUUGAAGUAUCGACAUAAUUCUACAAAUACACAACAUCUAAUACCCAAUACAUACGCAGUGUGUACAUGUUGCUUUUUAUUAUGUUUUCUGAAGCUAGUGCUUUUGUAUGUAAAGUAACUAUUUCAAUGACUGAGAAUAUUCUAUAGGUGCCUUAAAAUCAAACCCUUAAGACUUUUAUCUGAAUGUCUUAAGUUUGUGUCUAGCUAUUUAGAGGGAAUUUAAGAAGUUGGAGAGCACUUGGUUGUCUGUCAUGUACAUUAGAUUUUGAUUUGCUUAUUUGAUAUUUCAUGACAAAGGGCUGAGAGUAAAUAUGCUAUAUCUGAGCCUUUUUUAUCAAGAGUAUUGUGCUUAGCUCCCGUAUGAUUUUUUAAAAUCUUAUUUUAACCAAAUUAGCUGUAUUGUGAAUUUAGUUAACACGUAAAAACAUGGACACAAUUCAAUUAUACGUUUAACUACAACAAAGAAUUGCAAAAAAUAAAAUUAUAAUUAUAAUAAUUAUAUAUAUAAUACAUAUAUUCAGUUAAAUUCAUCAUCAAAGAUUUUAAGAAAGUCUACAACUACCGGACCCGGUAAAGAGAGCUAAGUACUUUUGGUUUGAGGCAUUUUACUACCAAUAUGCAAGUAGUUUUUACAGAUGGGUCGGUUGUUAAAGGUCUUUAGUUAAAAGUGAGGUGGGGAAUUAGUGCAAAAUAUCUGACUCCAGUGAAUGGCAGUGAAUUUCAAGCUUGCAAACUGAGCCCUAUUUUUAUUUAUUUUUUGGGGGGAUUCAUUUUGGGAUUCAUUUAACAUGGUGGGGUAGCAGCUGUCACAUUGCUGUUAUUUAUUUAUUUAUUUAUUUAUUUAUUUAUUUUGUUAUUUAGUAGAUUAGAAGUAGUGUGAAAACUUCCUUCGGAGUGAGAGGGAAACGGAAAGAGUACAAUUUGAUGCCAGCUGUGGAUGUCGUGUACAUUAAAGUUAGCAUUUUUAAAGUACAAGGAGGGUUCCGCUGCAUCCUGGCUACCUUGUCACGAUUGGUUACCGCAACAAUGCAUUCAGUCAACAUUUAGUUCCUUAUCUUCGGGAAAAAAAUAAAAAAGACUGCCAAAACUUGAAUAAGUCUUAUCAGCGCCAGUAUUACCUGCCACAAGUGCAAUAGUUCCCAUGACUUACUGGUGCAAUGGGCAGGUAAAUAUCCAUUUACCUCAGGGGCCAGUGUGAAAAGACUAGAGGGAGAGUCUAUCCGUGCAAUCAAUAAAACACCGCCAGGGCACUUUGCGAGGCCAGAGGACAGUGCUGUUUCCCUACUGGAGAAGCUUCCUGCCGUUUUCAGGCACGCUCUGAGGGCCUCAGCCUUCUGCCUCUAAAUGUCACCAUUACGGUAUAAAUAAUGGUAUUUUAUAUUACAUUAAAAGCAUACCCAUCACUUCUGCCAAGGGGCAGCUUUUCAGUGCCAAACGUCACACUUACUUAUUCUCUUCCAUGCAGUGCAGCAUAGAAAUGCAAAAACCGUAUUAGAGUUCCACACACCCGCUCUGUCGGGUCUUCACUAGCGUGAUUAUUCGAUGCGGCGGUUCGAAUGGGUUUGAAUCCCACUUCGGCCGUACCGUGCCGACAGACUGAAAUUACCCGAACGUCUUCGUUUCCAAUCUGCAUCCCGUCCUGAGAAUCUCAAGCGAGCUUUUCUUCGCUCAGAAAUCCAAGACACUCCUCCGUGUGAGAGUUGAUUGCAAGAACCAACGCAGUAAGAAUUUUGGGAGCUGUUUGGUGUGACUUGAAUGUGUGAAUGAAUAAGAAUGGCAGACACCAACAUUUAAUCACAGGGAAAUGUCCAUCCAUUCUUGCAGCUCUGUAUGAUUUCUUUUUGCUGGCAAUUAUUUCACAUGGGUUUUAUUGAGAAUUUGUCAACAACCUAGCCAAGCACUCUGCACAGUGUCUAUUCAAUGGCCCAGUGAUUCAUAGAAGACAAUUGUGUUGUGCUGUGCUGAUGUCUGUGAUGGCUAGUCACCAGAGCACUGAUAUAAAACAAUCAAAAUAACCAUAAAUUGUCUUUUAACCACUCUACAUUUCCCGAAACACUCAUUUUAUAUACCCAGUAUAGCAGUAAAUAACAGAGUCACUUAUAGAAUGAAAAAAAUGUGCCAUAUAAUUUCACCUAUUCUGCAUUUAAAAAAAUAUCGUUUGACAACUGAUUAUAAAGGAUGCACCGUUAAUAAAAGAUAAUUUUUGGAUUACCUUUGCUGUGGUUGGUAUAAAAAAGGGAUUGCUCUGUUUGGACAAUCAGCACACACAAGCAAUUUUAAAAUGCAGUACCAUUUUAGUCCACAGGAUGGUGCCGUUUUUAUUAUAUUUUUUAAUCUGAUCACGCAAGUCAUGCUUUUUAAUGUGUGCACUGCUUUAAUGUGUGCACUGCCACCAUGUUGUUUUAUUGUUAUUGUAAACUGCGCUGAUUGAGAGUGUUGUUUCUCUUUUAUUUUCUGACAAGGUUCUCUCUUCUCACGGAAAGGUGGAUUUGAAUGUGAUUUAGAAUAAAUGUAAAACAAAUCCUUGUUAUAAUUUGUAAAUAAGGGAUGUUUUCCACUUCAUCAUUUGUACUUGACAAGGGAAAGUUGGGUGGCAUGCAGUUCUUAAUGAGGGUUCAGUGCUGCUGGGGCUGCCCGCUGACUAUUUGAUCAAUACCAGACAGGUUGAUGAAAUGUGUCCUUUUAGCAAUAAAUUCAAUCAGACAUCUGACCCACAAUAAACUAUUGGCUUUACAUUGCCAUUAUUGCAGGGUGUUUUUGUGAUAUAGGACAGAAUUAAAUCAUACACCUUUGUGGUUUGGCAGUUGAAUUACAAAUUUAUGACUGCCUCCUCCCCCCCCCCCCCCCCCCCACCCCCCCAUUGCUUACAUGAAAAACAUUAAAAAACUGAAUACCAUCGCUCAGUUCAAUUGAUGAGACAUUGAAGCAAGACGUUUGAAUUUCGUCCUAGGUGUUUCUCACAUUCCCUAGCAAUUACCAAACUUGAAAUUAAAAUUCAGGGUGAUGUUAUUUCCAGACAUGGUUUCAUCGUUCAUUUUCAUGCCAUUAUUUGCCUAUAAUGAGCAGCACUAUCAUCCCAGGCAAGAGAAAAUUAAAAUUGUUUUAUUUAUUAAAUGGUUCAAAAGGAAGAGAGCCUUGUGUAUUUGUUUAUUUUUGAAAGCAGCCUGUUGGUGGAGAAAGCAUAUGUCUCGUGGAUAGAUUUACAUACAUCGUAUGGGUCUUGGAACGUGGAAUAAAAGUCGGGUAGUGAAAAGGUAGAUGUUUAGCUUAAAGUAUUUUUAAUUCUUAAAUAUCAUAUCAAUAAUGAGGAUGAAUAUAAUGCCAAAUAUUCAUUAUUUGUAAAGAAAUAUACAUAUAUAAAUAUAUAAAUAUAAUUAUGCUUCAUUUAAAUGGAACUAUUUUCGGCUCCUACCCACAGCUCAGUUGCUUUUUUUUUUUUUCUUUUCGUUUGGGGUUAUUUUAUAUGCUCUUAUUACAGCAUGCAAAAUAUUAUAUAUUGAAUGUAUUAUUUGUUGUCUCAUUGCUUUUUUGAUCUUGCCGCCUUCUACAGAUUGUUUUGUAUUUGUAUGUUUUAUUUAUUAAACUUAUUUAUAUGUUUA
Molecule: messenger RNA, 10106 nt
Organism: Anguilla rostrata (American eel)
Lineage: Eukaryota; Metazoa; Chordata; Actinopteri; Anguilliformes; Anguillidae
Product: disks large-associated protein 2
Exons: 4
Coding region: 260-1783 (507 amino acids)
Biological process (GO): signaling
Cellular component (GO): postsynaptic specialization; glutamatergic synapse
Molecular function (GO): molecular adaptor activity
Source: RefSeq, a predicted model, not a curated record